Priapulus caudatus is the source of this 2063-nucleotide messenger RNA. RefSeq lists its product as uncharacterized. NCBI's taxonomy places the organism in Eukaryota, Metazoa, Priapulida, Priapulimorpha, Priapulimorphida, Priapulidae. The coding region runs from base 262 to 1098 and encodes 278 amino acids. The transcript is spliced from 2 exons. The record is from RefSeq and is a predicted model, not a curated record.
GCAAACCGUACGCGAAUCGGGUGUCGUCAGCGAAGGAUCAUGCUGACCUGGGUGUUGUCAAGUCAGCCUGGCGGAUGAGAACGUGCGCGCUUUCAAGCGAAGUUAACGAUAUCGCCACCUAUUGAGUGACGCUGGUCGAGAAACCCCAAAGUUGACGAAUAAGAACAAAUGCGAUGCAUUCGUCUAUGUUAUCGAUAUUGAUCUACUGCCGUGCGUUAUUGACGUCCACGUAGCCUGUCAGUGUCGAUUAGGUGCGCAGCUAUGAUCGUGUCUAGACGCCGCGGGGCCCAUGUCGAAAAACCGAAUGAAACGGAGGUACAGCUACCCCGCCAUGAGAGAGACGUUUUCAUUAUCGUGUCGCAGAAGUUUGGGUUUUUUAAAGUAUCGCCAAAGAAACGCACUUCAUCAGGCAUGAGCAGAACCUACGAGCAGCAGAAAUCGAUACAGAAGACGUUCUGGGACCUCUCGAAGGUAGAAUCAACCGAUGGGUUAUCACUGGACCUUACGGAAGUUCAGAUUACCUCUCAAGAUCAACGCGAGAUCGAUUCGGCAACUAGGCGAGAGGUGCGCAGAACCAGCUUGGAGAAGUUCAAAGAUAGUGAAUCGUUCUCGCUCAGCGAGGACGUCAACUAUAGGACAGGUUCACGAAUACUGCAGUCUGGCAUGUUUUCCAUUGAUAUGGAGGAGACAACGCCGCUGUAUCCGAGACUCAAGCCAUCAAUCUCAAUCGAAAAUUCAGCCGAUCAUUCGCUCAUCAAAAUGGAUGCCAUGAGUCCAGUUCCAGAAGGUCGGGAGUCUAGUGCUCAUGGAGCGCCCACCCCAAACGAGAGAAAUACGAAUAACACCAUCGCACCUGUUAGAAAACAAGACGUUACACCAGCGAUGCGGGACAUCGAAAAAUCAAGUGGAUCACGAGAAAAAUCUAAAAAAGGAAAAGAAACCGCACCUCCAAAAAUUACAAACAUCAGCCUUUCACUAGGUGACGAGACAGCUUUACACAAGAACUCAAAAGCAAUCUUAGUGAAAGCCAACCAAUCCACUAAGAAGCGAGCAGAUUGGAAGGCAGAUAAUAAUAAAAAAGCCUUUGUCAAAAAGUGACUAUUUUUGACACAAUCUGAGAAAAUUCAGAAUUUUCAGCCGACAUUUCAGAGCCUAUCAUUCUGAAGCCGACAUAGGUUCAUUGCAUUCAAUAAUUUCGUUUAUAGACAUUUUAAAGGACUUGGUUCGGUCAUGUCGCCCGGAUGAAAGAAGGUGCCAUAACGAAAACGGCACUUAUAUAUAUAGAUGGACGCCAGACGGGAGGAGAACCAAUGAGACCUGGAGAAGGAGAUGCGGAUGUGUGACCUGUCAUGGGACACGCCGAGGCUAGUAGCAGCCGCGGACCGACGACGUUAGAGAUUUCUUGUCACUGCCUUCUGUGCCAUCUAGGCACCUACGAGGGAUAACAUAACAUCGUUUCCAUUCUACCAUUCCCAUGUGAUGGUUAUAUAUUUUUACUAGUGCGUAUAUCACUGAUAUCACUGCUAUUUCCCUAGUUACUGGUGUACUCGAAACAAUCCAGUAGCUAAUUUAUUAUCACAUCUCUAACUAUACAGCGAAACAUAGCUACAAAAUGUAUCAAAACUGUAUCAAAGCCAUAGAAGAUAGAUGAAUUCAUCCUAUAUACGGCCGUACUGUAAUUGGCAUUAAAUGUCGCGUGCUAAAUUCCCGGGGGGGUCACUAUAUAUGCCGUUAUUACCCCAUGUGCGUUCCAAAUUUUGCGAGUUAGGGGGGUGUUUUUCAACUUCUAAAGCGGGCCCGCGCGGGAGCAAAUAGGCCCCCCUUUACAAAGCUAAUCCCGCAAAAAGCCCUUGGGAUCGCUCAAGUCAAGCACCGCGCCCGCAGUAGGCCCCCCUCAUGACGAACCACAUAGUACCCCGCCCUAGGCCCCGAACGGGCGGCCCCGUAGCACACGAGAGUUGCAAGUAGUCUUCUUUGAGUUGAUCACAAGUAUUCCCUCCACUCUUUGCCCUCCAUUUGUCUGCAAGACCUCGCAAUAGGAGGUAGGCCCCCGGGUAGGACUC